Zea mays is the source of this 916-nucleotide messenger RNA. RefSeq lists its product as uncharacterized. Lineage: Eukaryota; Viridiplantae; Streptophyta; Magnoliopsida; Poales; Poaceae. The transcript is spliced from 7 exons. The record is from RefSeq and is a predicted model, not a curated record. The coding region runs from base 137 to 916 and encodes 259 amino acids.
CUCAGGCUCUCCUCUCGGUCUCUUCUGCAGCUAUUCGAGAUGGGGGACAUACUCAUACCUAGCCUUAUGGUUGGAGACUGCUCUCAUAGCUUGUGUGUGCGUGCCUCUAGGCUUUGGGAAUUCCUUGAUCCUCAGGAUGACAGUAGGCUCCUGCAUACUGAUCUUGUUUUGCUUGAUGAAGAGCAUACAUGCCCAGAUCUAUCCUCCGUUAUGCCAACAGUUCAGUGCGCUGCUUGAUGAGGGAGCGGUAUACAACCUGAAGUAUUUCUUAGUCAGGAAAGCUAACAGGUUCUACAAACCGGUUGAAAACUGCAACAUGAUCAGCUUUACAAAGUGGACUACGGUUGAAGUUGUCCUCCAGAUCCCCCCUGCUUUUCCAGUUUGCACAUAUAACCUCACUCCCAUAGAACAACUCCAAGCGCGUGUGGACUACAAGGAAUAUUUCACAGAUGUGGUCGGUGUUGUCAGUGUGAUCUCCCAUGUUUCAUCGCUGCGCACAAGGGGACGACAGGCUGAGGUUAUGAAGAGAACAGUCACUAUAAGCAAUGCAAGGGAUACUGGGCCAACCGUUGAUGUUGUCCUUUGGGGCGAGCGGGCCACAGCUUUCCCAGCUGAACAGAUCCACAGGGACAGUCGAUCCUCACCGCAGAUCAUAGUAUUUGUUGGCACUCUCGUGAGGAGUUACGCUGAUAAUGUGUCAUUAUCGGGUGGAUCAUCAUGCAAGUGGUACAUAAACGCACCGCUACCGGAAGUAAACGCUCUCAGAGCUAGUGCUGAAACCAACCACAACCCUGUCAUUUGGGAUCAGGGGAAAGCAGCUGCUGAGAGUACAGUCAUUGCAGUUCCUGAACAUAAGAAACUCAAGGAUAUUAAAUACCUCCAUCCUUUUGAAAAUAAGGUACCAGUACUCAGCUAA